This is a messenger RNA of Closterium sp. NIES-65, 540 nucleotides long. The record is from the annotation of a GenBank genome assembly. Lineage: Eukaryota; Viridiplantae; Streptophyta; Zygnematophyceae; Desmidiales; Closteriaceae.
AUGUCGCAUCCGUUGUCGGACGAAGAUCCGGGGGUGGUGGACGAGCGGAAGCAGAAGCGGAUGCUGAGCAAUAGGGAGUCGGCGCGGCGGUCGCGGCUGAAGAAGCAGCACCAUCUUGACGAGAUGCGCCAGCAGGUCCGUCAGUCCCAUCCUCGGGUGGCGCAACUGCGCGCGGAGAACAGCGAGAUGUCGACGCGGUACAACAUGGCGUCGCGGCACUACACGCAGCUGACUGAGGAGAACCGCGUGCUGCGCUCGCACGCCAUGGAGCUCAGUCGCCAGCUGCAGCGCCUGCACCACGCAGCCGCCGCGCACGGCCACCCCAUGAACGCGCAACUCGGCCUCGGAUCCAGCCUCGGAUCGAGCCUCGGAUCCAGCCUUGGUGGUGGUCUAGGCUCGUCGCACAUUGACCCCCUCGCGUUUUCCCUCGCGCCGCCCCUGGGUCCCCCGUUUUCGGCGCAUCACAUGGCUGCGCGGUCACCCAUGUCUAUGUACCCCUACGCCUUGCCUCCCUCGCCUGCGCCGGAGGUCUCGAGGUGA